UUUUGUUGGACCUGGCAACCCUGUGCAGAGCGGAACUGUAGUCGGCAGCUUUUGAACCCAUACCUGAUCUUUGGCUCAGGGACUUUACUCUCAUAAUAACGGCGCUAAGGUUUACACAGCAGCUCCAGCCGGCACACAGCUCAGAGUUCAGGUUAGGAAUCGGAUAAAAAAGGGCAGAAUGGCUAAAACCGAUGGAUCUGCGUAUUUCAGAAGAUCCAGUCUGUUCUGGAUACUGGCGAUAACUCUGUCGAUGGGCUACUACACAUGGGCGGUGUUCUGGCCUCAACAAGUGCCGUAUGACAGCUUGGGUCCACUUGGUGCUUUUACCAAACAUCUCGUCAAUGAACAUUACAGCUUGUUAUACAAGGGAUGGUGGGCUGUUUGGGCUAUCCACACAGUUGAAGCCCUGGUGGGACUGAAAAUAUGCGGUGACAAAGGCAUUGACAGCUCGAUCGCUCGUCUCCUGUGGUUCAGUCAGACAGUAUUCUUUGGUUUUGCAUCUCUGGGUUUGCUUAUCAAAUACAAGCCUGACCGCCGCAGCAAGCAGCAGUGAGCAUCUGCAGACAGACCCAUAUGAAAUGGAGCCUCGAUCUUCAGAGUGUAAAACGAGACUAGGCAGACUUUUGUAAUGAAACUCUUCUACACAUCCCUGAACCACAGUUCGGAACUGUACCGCAUUCCACAAGAGACUGUGUAUGUAUUACAGCAUUAAGCACUCUGUAAAGAGUAUAGAGAACUAUCCUAAGUGACCUCUGUGAAACAUGACUACAUCUUCCAGUGUCCAUUCUAAACAAUAACUGCUCUCAUAGGGCUCUAGCUGCUAAAAGGCAACGUCACCUUUAACCCAAUAGACCCUGUAUGUAAGCUCACCCUAUUUUUUAAAAAUUGUAUAACUGCAUUACAUAACUGUCACAAUUCUAAUCAGUUUUAAAGGCCCUAAAUUAGAACCCUGUGGUGCUCCACAAGAUAUACUAAAACCAAUUCAUUCACAAUCACUUCAUGUUCCACCUCAAAGCCACUCUGACCUCCUCCACAACUACUUUUAACUUCCCCUCCCUUAUGGCAUGAUCCUAACUCGCAAAAAAUGUAUUUACACUCUCCAAAACAAAAGCUCAGUAAUGGUUUUUGGCUCAAAUAUACGUGAGCAUUAAAUGAUGUUGAACCUUUGCAUCCAAAAAUUUAACUUUUAACUACAAUGAAUAAAAUAAAAUAAAAUACUAGGGAAGCAAUGGAUGAUUCCUUACGUUUUUUUGAAAGUGAGAUGAUUUGAUAUACAGUUAAAUUAAGUUUCACAUCAGUUAAUAACCAUUUAGCAGUCUUUGUUUUGCAAAAUGCGGAGCAAUUUUAAUUUUUUUUCUGUUUUAAUUUAUAUUUUUUAAGAAACUAUCCUGAAGUGUUAAGGAAUGUGGAGCUAUUUUUGUUUUGCUUUUUUCCUUUAUGGUCAAGCAUGAACACAAUCAUUAUCAACUGCAGUGCUGUGAAAAAAAGGAUCUGCUUCUCAUCUGUUUAUCAGUAUUUUAACCUGGUCCGGUUCUAUGGUCCAAAUUUAUAAAAAUCAUUAUAUCCCUUUAUAGGACAUCAGAUGCAUUUUAAAUAAACAAAAUGCAUUUUAUCUUUAACAUUACCAUUAAUACUAGUUGUACUUACUUAAUACUAAGAAUGUUUCUAAACACCUAGUUCCCUGCUGAUUACCCCACUACUCCACCUGAGCUUCAGCCAAGUAGGUUAAAGUUCUUUUGGCCAAGGCCGAUUCAACCCUCAUUAUUUUCUGAAGUAUUCCAACAGCUGACCUUAAUAACUACAUAACUGAAAUUAGGUCACUGGAGGAGGGUAGUGUUUUUUUCAUACCUGGAUAUGCAAACCCUUUGUGCCUUUAAAUUGUUAAACACUUAUAGAACAAACAUAACUGUGGAAAAACUCUGAUACUGUCAUUAGUUUUUUGAAAAAUAAAGCAGUGAUUUGUCUUGUUUCCUUG
Messenger RNA from Astyanax mexicanus (Mexican tetra), 1975 nucleotides. It is a transcript of the gene tmem254, whose product is annotated as transmembrane protein 254. Lineage: Eukaryota; Metazoa; Chordata; Actinopteri; Characiformes; Acestrorhamphidae. The record is from RefSeq and is a predicted model, not a curated record. The coding region runs from base 179 to 553 and encodes 124 amino acids. The transcript is spliced from 4 exons.